UUUACACCGUUCCGUAUUCGGUGAGGUAAAUUAAGAAAUCAUUGCCUAUCACAAAGUUUCAAGAGAAAGGAAACAGAACCAGUCUAGAGGUUUUUAGACCUUCAGCCUCGGGGUUUAAGAAGAUGAAGGCGAUGGAGUUGAGGUUAUAUUGAAGAGUUAAAUCAGAAUCCUAAAUUUAUCAAUGGAAGAAGCAAUUCAUUCCGGGUUUCUUCGUAGGAGACCUCAUCUGGGGAGUAAAACAGUCGAUACUCUUCUCAAAAUCAUGUCUUUAUGUGCUGAUGAUCAGGAGUCUCAGAAUUCUAAUCCCAUCGUAUUUGAUGCCCGAAAUUCAGGUGUUCGAAGAAAUGACUCAGAGAAUGAAUUGGUAAAAGAUAAAAGCACUGAGGUGGUUUUAGGAGUUGAAAAUUUGAUGAUUCUAGAUGAUGAGGUUGGUUCUUUGGUAGUUAAGGAACCACAGCAAGGGAAUGUUGAUGAGGCCAAAGUUGUUGAUGAGCAUGUAAGGAAUGAAAUUCUGGAACCAAUUAGACAUCCAGAAGAUAUGCAAGUGCAAAGUUCUUCUUCUGAGCAGAAUGUUGGGAAUGAAGUGGCAGGUGAUCAUCAGCGAGAAGAGACGUGUUUGACGGAGCCAGUUAAUUUAAAUUCUGCUGCUUCUUUACUCACUGAUAUGGACAUUGAAGAUGGUGAAAUUCCCGAUGGUUUAGGUCUCUAUAAUGAAUUAGUAGAUUUGAUAAAUGAGGAUCUUGCAUCGAAUGAAGAAAAGACUGGUGGCGAAGACCAGAUUCAUCUUGAAGUUAAUAAGGAGAGCAAUAUCGAGGCUCAACGAGAGGAAGAUAGGGCGGCAGUUGAAAAAUAUAUGUCUUCAGCUUGCACCCAGGAAGAAAUUAAGAUGAAAAAGAACAAGAGGAAACUUGAUAGAGAUUGCGCCGUUGGUGUUGGUAAUAGAAAUCUCAAACGGGGUUAUGAGGAUGAUUUGCUUCCAGGAGCGGGAAAUGGUGGAAAGGAAAUUGAUGAAGCCAAUGUGGAUGCACCAGCAAAAAAGCCAUGUUUGAGUGAUAGAAUUCUCGAACAAAGUUAUGGGGAUGAUUUGUUGCAAGAAGCAGGGAGUAGUGGAAGGGAAAGUAGUGAAGCCAAAGUGCCUGCAAUAACAAAAGAGGCAGGGUUUUGUAAUAGACAGCUUGAACGGGGUUAUGAUGAUGAUUUGCUGCGAGAUGCAGGAACUAGUGGGAAGGAUAAUGGUGAAGCCGAAAUGGCUGAAACAACAAAGAAGAACACUAAAGCAGGUGAAAAAAGAUCAGGAGUUCCUAGUAAAGAAAGAAAAGCUAAGAAAAGGAUGAAUGAGAGAAAAAAGAGAGCACAAACACGGAGAGAACAAGGAGUCAAGAGGUUGAGAAUUGAACCACAAAUUUCAAAACCAAAACCACCAAAGUAUUGCGAAUUUUAUCUUAAAGGAAGAUGUCAGAAGGGUUAUUCCUGCAAAUUUUCACAUGAUACAACUCCAUUGACGAAGUCCCAGCCAUGCAAGUUUUUGCCACUCCAACAGUGCUUGAAAGGUGAUGACUGUCCAUUUGAUCACCAACUCUCUAAGUAUCCAUGUAACAACUACGUCUCCAAUGGUUCUUGCAACAGAGGAGAUAAAUGCUUGUUCUCGCACAAGAUCUUGGAAACUCCUAAACUAUCUGACGUUAGCCCAACAGAAGCAGUGUCUCAGCCUUCACCGAAUAACUUAAAUACAAAGAGAAGUCAAAACACAAAAAACAUUUCUCCUUGUAUACUCAACAACAUAUCAAGUGGGGCGUCUCUGAAGACCCCGUCAACAACAGGAUCCCAUGUCCACAAGAACCCUGAGCAGAGCGUGCUGGAAAAAAUGAGAUCGCCUGCACAACCACCUAAAGGAGUUACAUUACUCUCAUUCGGCAAUUCACCUUCGAAUAACUCCAGUGUGAGACCACCUGCACAACCGCCUAAAGGAGUAACAUUACUCUCAUUCGGCAAUUCGCCUCCCAAUAACUCCAGUAUGAGACCACCUGCACAACCACCUAAAGGAGUAAAAUUGCUGUCAUUCGGAAUUUCGCCUCUGAAUAACUCCAGUAAUAAGACGAACUCGAAUGGCACAGAAGCAAGCAGUCAAAUAGAUCAAGAGACAUUGAAAACGGCCCAAAGUUCGAAUCAGCUGUUCCAGAAGACUACACCGUCAACAUCAGCUUCUGCAAGUCAAGGAUCACAAAACUCAUCACAGAACCUGCAAAACAAGAAUCCAGCUCAAAGAGCACCGUCCUCAACCUUAUCUUUUGCAGCCAAGUACGAAUCAGAAAUGAUGAAGAACCGGUCAAAAAUUCCCACCGGCUUGAGCACCACCGCCAACAGUAGUAAGACACCGAGCAGCAGCACUGCCGCCAGUUCAAGCAUUGAUAACAUCCAAAAUCGAUUGCUGAAAGCUUCUCCUUUGCUUCAAGAAUUCCUCUUCGGUUUUGGUGGAACUGAUGGUAAACUGUAAAUUGUAACAUAUGAAAAAGAAAAAAAAAAAAAACCAUUUCAUUCAUAGUUCUCACUUUGUACUAUCUUGCAGUAUCAAUCAAAAUUUUGUAGAUUUGCUGUAAUUUAUGCCAGUUAAGACCUGACUUAAGUCAAUCUACU
Papaver somniferum (opium poppy) is the source of this 2634-nucleotide messenger RNA. Its product is annotated as zinc finger CCCH domain-containing protein 65-like. Gene Ontology annotation, biological process: negative regulation of DNA-templated transcription. Bases 182 to 2494 code for a protein of 770 amino acids. Gene Ontology annotation, cellular component: nucleus. Gene Ontology annotation, molecular function: metal ion binding; RNA binding. NCBI's taxonomy places the organism in Eukaryota, Viridiplantae, Streptophyta, Magnoliopsida, Ranunculales, Papaveraceae. The record is from RefSeq and is a predicted model, not a curated record. The transcript has 8 exons.